AUCUGCACACCUGCUGAGGGCCCAGGGUGACUGUGCUGCAGGUGGUCUGGCCCUGGCACUUGGAGAGAUACUGUGGCUGCCCGCCGUUGGGGUAGAGAGGCAUGUGUCUCUGCCCACCAGUGACCUGCCUGCUCCAGAGGCCGGAGAGACCCGGAGCUGCGGAGGGGACCAGAGCCCCUGCAGCGGGCCGAUGCCCGUGGUGGGCCCCUUCUGUACCUUCUCCCAUUUCAGCCUCACAGUUUCUCCAAGGAAGGGGUUCUUUUAUUCUCGCCUUUCAGGAAGGCCUAUGUAUGUUUUUCAGGAGUUGAGCCUCCCACAUGCUUUUAAUAGGGAUGUGGGAGGAUUAAGCAGUGACCCAAGAAAUUGAGUUUCUGUGAUUUUUGGUUUGGUCCUCAGGCUUCUCUAUUAAGUAGGAAGCUCUCAAGAGAGAAGUGUUGACUUGCCAAGUGUACAGGUUUAAUCAAAUUCAAACAAGGAAAAAGCCCUUCGUGGGAGACAGAUUUUAGCUGGAGGGGAUCGCCUUCUCCUUUGUCCUACCCGUUUGGGCAGGUGAAUACCCAGACAAGAGUCCCAUUUCCUCUUCAUCCUCCAUCUGUCCCCUCUGCUGCUCUCACCGCCAAGUUCUCAUCACUGGACACUUACUCACGGUUCGACAGAGGUCACGUGCUAACUAAGCAGGACGUGGCCAUGCUGUGUGGCCAGCGUGACUCAGCCUUCUCCCCACUGCAGGUCGGUGGAGGUUGCCUGGAAUACCUCGGCAAGCUCUGUGCUGUCCCCGUGACGUGCUUUUGGACACUCCUGAUGUCACUAUGAACAAGACCGUAGUGCACUUAAGAAAAGGGAAUGGGAGCGGAGGAAUCAAGAAGUGCAGCAAGAAGACGAUCUCUUUUCUUCCGGCUUUGAUCUUUUUGGGGAGCCCUACAAGACAAACAAAGGUGAUGCACUUGCCAACCGAGUCCAGAACACGCUGGGAAACUAUGAUGAAAUGAAGGAUUUGCUAACUAACCAUUCUAAUCAGAAUCAUCUAGUGGGAAUCCCAAAGAAUCCCGUGCCCCAGACUCCCAUCAACAAAAAUGAAUCGAGCUUUUUUCCAGAACAAAAGAACCGAAUGAUCCCACCUCACCAGGAUAACACUCACUCCUCGGCACCAACGCCUCCACCUUCUGUUGUGAUACUGAAUUCAACUCUAAUCCACAGCAACAGGAAAUCCAAACCUGAGUGGCCCCGAGAUAGUCAUAACGCUAGCAUUGUCCCGGCCAGCCAGGCCGGGAGUCAGCCAAACAAGAUGCAGCCAGCAACACAGGACCCGCCCCCAGCCAGACUGGAAGACUUCUUUGUCUACCCAGCUGAGCAGCCUCAAGCUGGAGCAGUUGAAGAGUCCAACCCAGCUGCAAAAGAAGACAGUAAUCUCAAAUCCAGUGGAGGGGAUACUUUCAAAGAAAUCUUUCAAUCCAACUCCCCAGAAGAAUGUGAAUUCACAGUGCAGGCGCCGGGCUCCCCCCUAGUUGCCUCCUCUUUAUUAGCUCCCAGCAGUGGCCUUUCCGUUCAAAACUUCCCACCAGGGCUUUACUGCAAAACAAGCAUGGGGCAGCAGAAACCAACCGCGUAUGUCAGACCCAUGGAUGGUCAGGACCAAGCACCGGACAUCUCUCCCACGCUGAAACCUUCUAUUGAAUUCGAGAACAGCUUUGGGAAUCUGUCGUUUGGAUCACUCUUGGAUGGAAAGCCCACUGCACCCAGUUCAAAGACUAAACUGCCAAAGUUCACGAUUCUCCAAACAAGUGAAGUAAGCCUUGCCAGUGAUUCAAGCUGUGUUGAAGAAAUCUUGCGGGAGAUGACCCAUCCCUGGCCUACUCCUCUUACUGCCAUGCACACUCCCGGAAACUCUGAGCAGAGCACAUUUCCCAUCCCGGGACAGGAAUCCCAACAUCUGACCCCAGGAUUCGCCUUACAAAAGUGGAGUGACCCGACCAGCAGAGCUUCUGCAAAGAUGCUGGAAGAUGACCUGAAGCUGAGCAGUGAUGAAGAUGACCUUGAGCCUGUGAAGACCUUGAGCACUCAGUGCACUGCCACUGAGCUCUACCAGGCUGUUGAAAAGGCAAAACCUAAGAACAAUCCUGUGAACCCACUCUUGGCCACACCUCAGCCCCCCACUGCCGUGCCAGCCAGUGGGGCGUCUGGCAGCUCCAGUGACUCGGACAGCAGCUCAGAGUCCGACUCAGACACAGAAAGCAGCAGCACUGACAGCGAAUCCAAUGAGGCGCCACGCAUGGCCACCCCAGAGCCUGAGCCGCCCUCCACCAACAAGUGGCAGUUGGACAAAUGGCUUAACAAAGUGACAUCCCAGAACAAGUCGUUUAUAUGUAGCCAAAAUGAAACGCCCAUGGAGACGAUUUCUGUGCCUCCUCCGAUCAUCCAACCAAUGGAAGUCCAGGUCAAGGUGAAGACAAAUCCCAGCCAGGUCCUGCCUGAACCCAAAGAGAGGCCUCUCCUCAGUCUCAUCAGGGAGAAAGCCCGUCCACGGCCCACCCCGAAAACACCAGAAACAAAGGCUUUGAAGCAUAAAUUGUCGACAGCUCUGGAGACAGCUUCUCCAAGGACAAUUGGGAAAAAACAGCCCAAAAAGGUCGAGAAGAACACCAGCAUUGAGGAAUUUACCUGGCCCAAACCAAAUAUUACCAGCAGUACUCCCAAAGAAAAGGAAAGUGUGGAGUUUCCUGACCCCCCGAGAGGCCGCAGCAAAGCCACUGCCCACAAGCCGGUCCCCAGGAAAGAACCGAGGCCGAACAUCCCCUUGGCUGUCGAGAAGAAGAAGUACCGAGGGCCUGGCAAGACGGUGCCGAAGUCCCGGGAAUUUAUUGAAACCGAUUCAUCUACGUCUGAUUCCAACACAGAUCAGGAAGAGACCCUCCAGAUCAAAGUCCUGCCUCCUUGCGUGGCUCCUGGGGGCAAUCCUGCCAAAUCCAAGGAAAGCUGCGGGGCCAGCCUGACCCUCAGCACCUUAAUCAGCAGCGGCAACAGCAACAACCCCUCCAUCACUAACGAGGAGCCGGCUUUUUCACCCGUCCCCGUCAUGCAAACCGAGCUGCUGUCUCCACUCCGAGAGCAUGAGAAUCUGAAAAAUCUCUGGGUGAAGAUUGACCUUGACCUACUGUCUCGAGUGCCUGGCCACAACUCACUCCCAGCAGCGCCAGCCAAGCCAGACCACAAGGAGCCAGCCUCCAAGCCCAAGCGGCAGACCGCGGCCGCGGCGGCCGAGAAGCCCGCCCCCAAGGGCAAGCGUAAGCACAAGCCAGCAGAAGUUGCGGAGAAAAUCCCUGAGAAGAAGCAGCGCCUGGAGGAGGCCGCCACCAUCUGCCUGCUUCCGCCUUGCAUCUCACCAGCUCCACCCCACAAGCCUCCCAGCGCUAAAGAAAAUAAUUCAUCCAGGAGAGCAAAUAGAAGAAAAGAAGAAAAGCUGUUUCCUCCUCCACUUUCCCCUCUGCCAGAGGACCCUCCCCGCCGCAGGAACAUCAGCGGCAGUAAUGGUCCCUUCGGUCAAGACAAAAGCAUCCCGGUGAUUGGACAGAUCACCUCGACCAAACCUAAGAGGAGUGAAGGCAAAUUCUGCGCAACUUUCAAAGGGAUAUCUGUAAAUGAGGGAGACACUCCAAGAAAGGCAGCCUCUGCCACCGUCACUGUCACCAACACUGCUAUUGCCACUGCCACUGUCACUGCUACUGCCAUUGUCACCGCCACUGUCACAGCCACUGCCACAGCCACUGCCACGGCCACUACCACAACCACUACCACUACCAUUUCCACCAUCACCUCUACCAUCACUACUGGCCUCAUGGAUAGCAGUCACCUGGAGAUGACAUCCUGGGCGGCCCUGCCCCUUCUGUCCAGCAGCACCACCAGUGUCCGGAGACCCAAGCUCACUUUUGAUGACUCGGUUCACAAUGCUGAUUAUUACAUGCAAGAGGCUAAAAAGCUGAAGCACAAAGCUGACGCACUGUUCGAGAAAUUUGGCAAAGCCGUGAAUUAUGCCGACGCAGCCCUGUCCUUCACCGAAUGUGGCAAUGCCAUGGAGCGCGACCCCCUGGAAGCGAAGUCUCCCUAUACCAUGUACUCUGAGACCGUGGAGCUCCUCAGGUAUGCGAUGAGGCUGAAGAACUUUGCAAGCCCCCUGGCUUCGGAUGGGGACAAAAAGCUGGCAGUCCUCUGCUACAGGUGCUUAUCGCUCCUCUACCUGCGGAUGUUCAAACUGAAGAAGGACCAUGCUAUGAAGUACUCCAGAUCCCUGAUGGAGUAUUUUAAGCAAAACGCUUCAAAAGUCACUCAGAUACCAUCUCCAUGGGUAGGCAAUGGAAAGAACACCCCGUCCCCGGUGUCUCUCAACAACGUCUCUCCCAUCAACGCCAUGGGGAACUGUAACAACGGCCCGGUCACCAUCCCCCAGCGCAUUCACCACAUGGCCGCCAGCCACGUCAACAUCACUAGCAACGUCUUACGGGGCUACGAGCACUGGGACAUGGCCGACAAACUGACAAGAGAGAACAAAGAAUUCUUUGGCGACCUGGACACGCUGAUGGGGCCCCUGACUCAGCACAGCAGCAUGACCAAUCUCGUCCGCUACGUUCGCCAGGGACUGUGCUGGCUGCGCAUCGACGCCCAUUUGUUGUAGUGGGUGCUCCCCGUCUGCAGCCCCACCGCCCAUCACUCUACCUCUACCAGAGCACCCUCGGUCGCUGGUGGAACACCACUCAUUGGGAAAGUUCUCUUUGAUUGUGUUUGUUUUUCUGCUUCUUUUGCUAUCUGUGAAAAACAGAAGUCAUUGUCAGUGGACACUACAACUUGAGCGCAGUGUAUCUUUUAUGACUUAGUCAGUUUUCAAUAUUUUAUAUGCAUUUCUCAGCUCCCACCAUCCUUUUGUGCUUGAUGGAAUGACACAGUCCUUACAGUAUUGUUUUAGGUCCACACUACCCCAAACAAAGAAUGGAAAGCAAUUGUGAUGGCAGGUUCCUGAGAAGUGAGACGGAAUGUCAUAUAUAUAUAUAUGUCGUAUGCCAUAUAUAUGUAUGGAGGUGAACACAGACACAGAGGACCUGCAAAGAUUCCAAUUUUCAGCAGUAGCCAUUCCCCAAACCGUGUUCUUAUGUCCAGACAAGAACGUAGUUCAUAAUCCUUUGUUAAACUUUCGUGGUUCCCACAGACUCAGUUUUCAGAUGAGAAUUUUCCUUGUCGAAACCCACUGGUUAGAUGUUGUAGCAACAUCAUAAAAUCGAGAGUAUUAAGAAAAUGAAUGAGCACAGCGAUGCUGCUCAGAGGCGACACUGCGGCGCACAAGCAGAGGACUUCGGGAUUAGCACCCCUUUCCUGAUUCAUAGCAAUGUCAGUGAUGAGAAGGAGCGGCAACACUGAUUUCGACAACUUCAAGGCAUCCGCUGGAUAAAUCUUUUUGGACUCCAUGACUGGAAGCGUAAAUCCUCACCUGGGAUUCUCUUUGUGGAAAGCUGUCCUCUUGAGGGCAGUUUAGUCGGUGCGCACCCUCGUAGCCAAAAUGCUACACUAGAGAUGUUAGAGGUGUUGGAGAUGAGAGAUAAGAGAGGUCUGGAAACCGUCCAGGAAACACGCACCUCUGCCUCUUUUGCAGGUAGUAGGCAGGUCCAUAACUGGCAGGAUUUUUUAAUUGUAUUUUGUUCAAAUCUCUGGAAACAAAAGACGAGUUGUCACUACCCAGAAGUAAUAACACACAGUCGGCUUCUUAGUGGCUUUAGCAUCUGGACUUCCACAGUUAGUAGCCACAGUUUCUAUUUCGCAGGGUUUCUUUUUUUCUUCUUUCUUUUUCCUUGGCUCUUUCUUUUCUUUUUUUGGCUCAUUCGCUUCUGACUGAAAUACGAUCACUGAUUUUAUUCAAGUUUAUAUUAGCAUAUGAAUCAUUUCCAUGAAAAUCCCAAAGAAAACCCCAAACUCUCGAAGUGCUAACUAGCCUUUCAACAACAGCAACAAAAAAAUGAGUCUUGGGGUACUGCUUCACCCUAGAGUGGCUUUGAGAGAGCCCUGAAGAUUGGGGACAGUUCACCUGAUUUGGAGAUAUUCCCACAUCAGUUGUGACCGUCCCCCACCCCUUGAUGAUCCUCUGCAUUCAUUUUAUGCCCCUAAACAUCGCAAUGCAAAUAUCACCUUCGCUGUUCCAGCUCACCGGAAGAACCCCCCACCUGCAGUAAAAACCACUCGUACGUUAGUUCCUUGUAAUUACCUGCCGGUAUCUAAUUCCACACAGCCUUUAAUCUGCUGAGUUAUUGGAUUCUGUUCACUGAGUUAUGACCAGGUAACUAAUAGCUACAUGCACAUGAAAGAUACAAACUUGUAUGAUUUUUCAAGCAUGUCAUGCAAGUCUGUAGCAGGAGCGGUGAGGGAUCACUCCGCACUCUCACUGUCAAGGUUAGCUAUGUCCCCAGUUGCAAAAGAGCCAGAUGAGCUCUGUUCUGGUCAUCUUUGAGUUUAAGACCCUAUGCGGUAUAAUAAGGCUGUGGAAGUUGGCCUCCAAUGGCUGAGGCCACGUUGUGAAGAUGACUGCUGGGAGCGUCCCAGCAGCUGAACCCAGCACUUUUCAUGCUCCCGGGGUGGCGGAGCUGGACGUUCGCAGUCUCAGCACUCACACUUGCAGACACACACACAGACCAAGGAAGCCCGAGAGACUCUUCCGAGCCUCUAACAUGGGGAAAUGAUCAUAGAAAUGACCCCGAACACCCAAGGAGGGUGUCACAUAUACAAGUGAAGCUGAUGGCUUUGCAGUGACUCCAGUUGUCUGUUUGUAUGGCUUACCAGGUAGAAUGCCUGACUAUUACUAUAUAUAAUGAAGCCCGCUGGCUUGACUUGUAAGUUCAACCUAGACCACGAUCCUAGACCAUCAUGGAUUUAGGAAUAGAUUCUUCUUGAAAUUCAACCUCCAGAAACUAGACAUUGGAGUGCUAGGGGCAGUUUCCCAGGGAAACAAGCAUAUUGCCUCAUGAAUGAAAGACUCGUACCUCUAGUUUCAGCGAGCCAUUAAUAUCUACAUUACACACAACAGGGAGGCAGCAGAGAGUCCCGCUCGCUGCCCGUAUGCGUCACCUCUGGUGGCUGAGUGUAAAACGUGUGCCAAAUCAGCAGCACGAUGAUCAAAUCUGACAGUCGAGCUCAGGAUCACCACCUGAUUACUUUGCAGACCCACUUGUAAAGCAGCUUAGAAACCAAUUAAACAUGGAGGGUGAAUUGCCUUCCCAUCCCUGGAGAUGAGACGUCUUUCGGUUUCAUGAUUAAGGAUUGUUGCUGUUUUCCAGGCACUUGAUUCAUCACAUUGUAAAUGGUGAUGUGUGUUGUAGGUGUGCAGCUAUUUGAGGGAUUGAGAUAUUUUGUCAAGUAAAUCUCUUCGGUGUACCACUUUGUGGGAGGGAUACAAGACAUGUGGAUGGCAGCGAGAGAUCCUGCCUUGAGGCCUUGAUGGAGGCUUGGUGAGACACAACUCAGUAAGCUCAUGGAGGUAGGGAGAUGGGCAGCCACCACUAUGCCUUCACUUGUCACCCAAGCUCCAACCACAGAGAGUUUGACAAGUUUGUGUUAUGAUGUUGGCUUGGCUUUGUAUUUUUAAUUAACUUUGGAUUUUUUAGUGGUUUUGUCAUAUUACUGUCUGAGUUUGGUAGGUAGGAUUAAUUUGAAAAGAGUAUACUCGUGUGGUCCUCGGGGUAGAAUUUAGCCGUGAGCAUGUUGUUAGCCAGCCUGUAGACUGUUAAUUACUUAAUAAUCUCAUUGGGAAAAUACUAGUAGUUGUAUAUUUGGAUGACAUAAUUGGAAAAGCAGAUUAGCUGCUGCUAACUUUGCAAAGACUCGAGAUUGGGAUGCCUUUUUCCCAUGUAACGACAGAAAAAGAUUCAACUCUUCGGUCAGUAACCAAGUUGCUAAAUUAGAAAGAAACCAUUGGCUCAAAUGUGUUUGGCUGAGUUUCCAAAUGGAUGGAUUUUCAUUGGGACAGUACCUUGCCUCAUGCAUUGGAUUGGGUCUUUAGUGGAAAGAGAACUCCUUCUGUCGUUAUCUUUCCCAAAGCUAAUUCAGAUUAUGUUUUAUUCAAAUUUGCAUCCCAGAGGUUGAAGUGGGAAAGUGAAGUUGGAAAGCAUUUCUGAAGGCAGAAUCGAUUUAGCCGUGGGGGUGGAGCCCUCGCGCACGUCUCAACAGACAUGAUAAAAUUCACCUGCGUGAGUUGCCAGGUGGGCGCACCAAACUGGACCACUGGGUAGGACUACUCAGUAAGGCAAUGAACUGCUCGCUUAGAGAAGCAUCACUCUCCCCAUUGAGCGAACGUGUGGCGAGACGCUAUAGCUACACAACAUGGAAUGGAUGGGUCGAAUCAGUGCCCCCAAAUUCAAUUCUGGGGGGGAACUUGGAGCCAGUUGUGGCUGCGCUGUACGCGACUGGCAGACUAAAUUCUUCUUCCUCGUCGUGGUUGUCGUCUGUUGUUCUUGUUGUUUCUCGUUUCCACUCGCACAGCCUUAUUCUCAGCAUUAAACUCGGAUUCAUUUUCUCUUCGGUGUUAGCAGACUCCAACAACAGGAAUGGCAUCCGUGUAUUGAUAAUCAGCAUUUACCCUGGCAGGAGGCUAAUCGGAUAGGCUGGUCUCAGACAUGAAUCCUACCAUCUGAUAUUUUUGGGGAAAGACAAAGUAUGAGUUCCCUUUCCAUUCUCCUCCUCACCAAUCUAGAAGCCCUCUUUACCAAGAGCAUCCCGUUUUCCUCUGUAACCCAUCGACUCAAAGAAGAUUGCAUUAUGGGGAGGGCAGACGGGGGUGGGGGUGGGGGGUGGCCAGGCAGCAGUUCUCGCCCCUUUCUGCUUCUGGCCUGAGGUGGUAAUGAACCUUUCAUCAGGCUCACCGUGGGUUAGGGGACCCAGAAUUGCUCAUUCUGAUCCAUGAUCAAUCAUCGUUCUUCUAAGAGAUUGGAGCUUUGCUGUUUCAUUAACUGUGCAGUGUAGACUAAUGGUGUUUAAUAAAAAUCAUUCAAAAUUUCAAA
Messenger RNA from Camelus dromedarius (Arabian camel), 9026 nucleotides. It is a transcript of the gene AFF2, whose product is annotated as ALF transcription elongation factor 2. The record is from RefSeq and is a predicted model, not a curated record. NCBI's taxonomy places the organism in Eukaryota, Metazoa, Chordata, Mammalia, Artiodactyla, Camelidae. Gene Ontology annotation, biological process: regulation of RNA splicing. Gene Ontology annotation, cellular component: nucleus; nuclear speck. Gene Ontology annotation, molecular function: G-quadruplex RNA binding. The transcript is spliced from 21 exons. Bases 986 to 4666 code for a protein of 1226 amino acids.